This is a messenger RNA of Symbiodinium natans, 2520 nucleotides long. The record is from the annotation of a GenBank genome assembly. NCBI's taxonomy places the organism in Eukaryota, Dinophyceae, Suessiales, Symbiodiniaceae.
AUGCGAACUGUAACGCGACUAGCAACCGCGCACGCCAAGCAUGAACAUGCUGCUUGGGACUGUAGCUCAGUCCUAAGAAGACUGGCAAUCUUCGUACGGCACUUCCAACGUCACCUGAACGAAAAGGAUGUGCAUGAGGACUGUAUCCUGGCACUGCAUAGCCUCCUCAAAGUUCCGGCUGUGGCGCUCAUGCUGCCCAUGCCGCUCUCUGACGCUUCGCAGAGGGCGCUUCGUGACAUCGAGCAAGCAGGUGCCGAAAUUGCCGUCGUGGCUGAGACGAGUUUCUGGGACAGCCCGAGGAUGCUCUAUAUCUUGAAAGCGGCACAGGUCACAACUCAAAGUCCAGUUCUGCAGCUGCAAAAUAUCCUUGAGGUGGCUACUCAAGCAACGCUGCCUGUAAAGCCGGCUGACGGGCCGUGGCUGUGGGGUUUGCACGAGCCAGAUGUCUCAGCAGCGCUGCUCAUCUGCGAGGCCCUGGACGACACAGAAUCUUGCUUCUGGCGCACCCUGCGCAACGUGCGUAUCCUGACGCCCCUCUGCUUGGAAGAGCAGCUGCGACAUGUCAGGGAUCAGUAUGCCCCGUGCAAAUCCUACAUCCUGGCUUGGAUGAAUCUGUACGCACAGGGCAUGUGGCCCUUGCUGUUGUUUUUUGUACCUUUCGCGCUCAUCUUCGAAGAGAAGCCGGAGCAGCUGGGUGCAUCCAGCUGGGAGUUCUACACGCUCCAGGCGGUUGUCGUCUGCUGGGCCGUUGUCAUCAUCGGUCGCAGCCGGAAUCGCGCUCAGUUCCUCGAGACCUAUGUGCCUGGAGAGGCCACAGGUUCGUUGAAUGCGAGCAAGAUCGCCGCUUCGAACAAGCACAUUUUGAAGGAGAUCAUGUCGCAGACAGGAUCAGGCGAUGCUUUUUCCAGCGCACCCAAUUUGACCCAAAAUCCGGACUAUCAGGCAGCGGCCCAUCCCAAGCUUUGGGUAGCUUGGUGCAUCAUUCGGUCAGGCGUGGAAGGCCUCCUGUGCCUCACGCUCGCCGUCCUUUUUCUUCUCCUCACGAUGGAGCUGAAGUUCCUCCUGAUAUUUGAGUGGGGUGAUUGCUACCAGUUGGGUUGCCAUGACCCAGCCAAGAAGCAUGGCUUCGCUGGCAUACUGUCCAUGAUUGCAUGUGACAUCCUCUUGGCAUUGCUGAUUGCUGUGGCCACGGGCGAGCUUUGCAAAGCAUUUGCACGCAGCAUUGCCAAGAGCUGGAAUUUUCGCAGCAUGAUCGUCCGGUUAUUUGUGGAACACUUCACGGCCAUCAGUAUCGACAUCAUUGCUACCAUUGGUGUGUUUUCUUUCCUGGCCUUUUCUUUCCUUCCCGAAUGGGAAAAGACGCCGGAAACGGAAUGGUGGGAUUCUGCAAGCUGUACGGACUUCUGGGAUUUCCAGGCCUGCCGUGCCAUACGAAGCUGCGCUGCUGAUGAUCCAGUUUGUUGCGCGGGCACCCUGUUCUGUGCACGGUCGAAACUGGACUUUUACAAGAGACGCGACCUCUUCGAAGCUUGGCUGGGCGGACUUUUCAUUGUCGCCCCAUUUGUGGAGAUCCUUAUGGAGUUCAUUGUGCCUCUGAUCGCUUAUAUGAUCCAUGUGCAAGUUCAGAUCUCGCGCAGAGACUUCAAGGAGGGGGAACGUCGACAGCGGUGUGGAUCAUGCUGUUGCCAUUGCCUUCAAGGACUUGGACGACUUCUCGCUUUCAUCUUCCUGUUGGAUGGAGGUGUGCUCGGGUUGCGCUACAUCUUCAAAGGGUUUCCCUUCAGCGCGCCGAGAAUCAUCGACGAGCAGGUGACCUCAAAGGCGUUCGGGCCCCUCUGCCUCGUUUGCAACAGGGAAAUGCAAUGGACUGAUGGAGACGCGAACGAUGGCUGGACAUGUCGACACCAUGAUGUUUGCGGGCGUAGCAGUGAGAACAAGGGCGCAUACCGUUGGCACUGCUACAAAUGUGGCAUGGACAUCUGUGGAGACUGCCAUCCGCAAGCGGCCACGGUACUUUACGGCCUUUUCGGGCCUCUGGACCAGCGGCUUCUGCGCGAAAUGGAUCCUUUGAACGAGCUGAAGUUGGUGAAGAUGAACUUUCUGAUCUUGGUAAUGUUUGCGCCAAUGAGUCCCCUGGGGCUGAUCCCUCAGAUGUUUGCGCGGCAGCUGGAUUUGCACUCCCGGCUGCCUAAGCUGCUCAUGGUGCGACGCCGGAACUUUCCCACGGACAACCGCCUAGCUCAUACGAGCCAGAGCAUGUUCUGCCUGCUGAUACUGCCGCUUGUAGCGCUCUGGCACACAGGUUUGAGCCUGGUGUCCAAGAACGUGGACCUGCACAGGCAGCCACAGAAUGAGAUCCUGCUCGCUUGGCUCGGCGCCGGCUUGGCGGUGGGCCUGCUCGCUUUGCUUGGCCAGUUUCUGGUCUCGUGCCUUUGUGGUGAUGCGAUGCGGCACAAGGUGUUGGGUUCCCAAGUCUCCCCUGAAGUGGAGAUCUUGGGAAAAGAGGGAAGGGCACCCUGA